Messenger RNA from Leptomonas pyrrhocoris, 1089 nucleotides. RefSeq lists its product as hypothetical. The record is from RefSeq and is a predicted model, not a curated record. The transcript has a single exon. The coding region runs from base 73 to 1089 and encodes 338 amino acids. NCBI's taxonomy places the organism in Eukaryota, Euglenozoa, Kinetoplastea, Trypanosomatida, Trypanosomatidae.
AGCUGCCUUUUUUCCCUUUUCAAACAAAAAAUGAGUUGCACUCAUAGGCUCUAAACUGCUUUUACGCUAAUCAUGUUAACUCACUCGCCUAUGAGCACUGCAAAAGAGCUUGCAGACCAGUUUGCGAAGCAGGGGAUGCGCUGUACCGAAGGCGACUCCUCUCCGCAGCUGUGGUGUUCGUACUGUACCGCAUAUCUUAGCGAGAAAGCUGCUAUUUCAAAAGACCAGGAGGAUUGUGCACAGGAAAGGAAUGCGUCUCCGCAGAACACUGCGCAGAGCCCACGUAGUCAACCGCGCGCAACGGAGCCAACCGCACCUUCAUCGUCUUCUCAUGUAGUAAGUGUACGAGCUACAAAGGAGGCAAUUCUCGCGCAUUGUGCGACGCGUACUCACCUGCAUCUCUACGAGCACCACACACAGGAGGAUCUGCGCCACUGGUGCCCGGUGGAACUCCACGGUUACCGGAUGCUUUUGAACCACCAUUGCGUGUAUCCGGCACGCAUGUUUGGGGAUGGCAGGCUGCUCAUGGACUUCACCAUCGCUGGUGGAAUGUUGUUGGGGCAGGACGUGUGCGGGGGUGUGAAGCUGUGGCCGCAGCAUCGAUACGCUGCUGUCGAGCUGGUGCUUCCGUCCUCCCGCAGCGGCGUGCGGGAGGUGUGGGUACCGCUGCCGGAGCGAGAGGAAAUCGAAGCAAAAAUCAAGCCGCCUUCUUUAAAGCGACCAAAAGGAGAAGGCCGCAGCAUGCAGCUGCUUCACGAAGGUUCUGAGAUCCCUGCCGCGGUGGCAUGGACCUACAACAACGAGGAUCAGGUAGAUGAGAAAGCUCCCUUUCUUUUCAGGAAGGAUCAUGCAAUGAUGCUUCAGUUUGUUCCGCGCUACUUCGACGAGGAUCACGGCCUGCGCAGCCGGCGUGUGAUAGAGGGCACCUUGGCAGCGGUUCUAGAUGCCACCAACGCCUCCAUCAUCGCCGAAGCCCGCCUGCACGAACAACGGAGACGGUACUCGAUCACGCACAACCUCGUUAAAAGCGCCAACCACUGCGAAUCGGGCGCGAAGAGGGGGUGCAGCGAUAUUUCUGAGGGUUUGUGA